This is a messenger RNA of Mesocestoides corti, 402 nucleotides long. NCBI's taxonomy places the organism in Eukaryota, Metazoa, Platyhelminthes, Cestoda, Cyclophyllidea, Mesocestoididae. The record is from the annotation of a GenBank genome assembly.
AUGCCUUCGUCCCAUCCGUGCACAAUCCACCUCUACACGAAACCAGAUAUCAUCGAUUGCGGAAAGUCUGACCUUUUGAUAAUGCAACCAACACUUUGUACUUUUCAAGCUUACGCGGUCGACGCCAGGUGGAUCCAGAGCACUCGGAGCUGUCGCCAGCGUUACGUCUGCGACCACUCCUGCGACCCCGGCGCCGGACACGCGUGCAUCUGCCAACGCGGCUACCGUCCGGCCGGGCCCGAGGAUAGAAGUCGUCUGAUUGGCUACGCUACGGACCCAUUAAGUCACGGCGUGGAAAACCGUCUUGGUUUUUUUGCGGUCGCCGGUCGGAGCACGUGGUUCGAGCAAAAUCACUUCCACUUGCAGAUUAGAUCGAGGAUAGGAGCAGCACACGCCUUCUAG